Messenger RNA from Cavia porcellus (domestic guinea pig), 1138 nucleotides. RefSeq names its product carbonic anhydrase 4 (gene Ca4). NCBI's taxonomy places the organism in Eukaryota, Metazoa, Chordata, Mammalia, Rodentia, Caviidae. The record is from RefSeq and is a predicted model, not a curated record. Gene Ontology annotation, biological process: one-carbon metabolic process. The coding region runs from base 98 to 1018 and encodes 306 amino acids. Gene Ontology annotation, cellular component: plasma membrane. Gene Ontology annotation, molecular function: carbonate dehydratase activity; zinc ion binding. The transcript is spliced from 8 exons.
CCGCUUCGGGGCUCCGCUAUAAAACCCCGGCGGGCAGGCUCGCGGCACCCCCCUCGGUGCGACACCCCGGGCUCGGCGGUCCGCGCUGUCCCGCACGAUGAGGCUGCCGCUUGCUGUCCUCGCCCUCGCCCUGGCCGCGUCCGGGGCUGACACAGAGUCACACUGGUGCUACCAGAUUCAAGUCCAGAACUCUCAGCACAACUGCCUGGGGCCUGCCCAAUGGGGUGGAGAGUGCCAGAAGAGCCAACAGUCUCCCAUUGACAUCGUCACCAACAAGGCCAGGCUGGACUACAACCUGGGGGACUUCUCCUUCUCCGGCUAUGACAAGAAGCAUAGUCGGCUUGUUCAAAACAAUGGACACUCAGUGAUGGUGUCGCUGGAGCCAGAUGUCACCAUUAAUGGAGGGGGCCUGGCCACACUGUAUCAGGCCACACAGUUGCACCUGCACUGGUCUGAGGACCUAAACAAUGGCUCGGAGCACGCCCUCGAUGGGGAGCGCUUUGCCAUGGAGAUGCACAUAGUACACCAGAAGGGCAUCGAGGGUGGGGCCCAGAACGCUAAAGACCAGAUUGCAGUGCUGGCCUUCCUGGUGGAGGAGGGAAGUGAGCACAAUGAUGGUUUCAGGGUCCUGGUGGAGGCCCUGGAUAAAAUCCCCAAGCCCGGCAUGAACGUCACGAUGGAGGCAAGCAGCCUCACGGACCUGCUGCCCCUGGAGGACAAACUGAAGCACUACUUCCGCUACCAGGGCUCGCUCACCACGCCGACGUGUGAUGAGACCGUUGUCUGGACCGUGUUCAAGGAGCGCAUUCAGCUCCACAAAGACCAGAUCCUGGCCUUCUCCCAGAAGCUGUACUACGAUGAGGAGCAGAAACUGAAGAUGACGGACAACGUGAGACCGCUGCAGCAGCUGGGAGACCGCCUGGUGUACACCUCGCAGGCCCCCGCACAGCUGCUGCCUGUGUCCCUGCCUGCCCUGCUGCUACCCACACUCACCUACCUGCUGGCCAACGUCCUCUGAUGACGGCUCAUUCCUGGACAGUGCUCCCUGACCUUGGCCCUCAGAGGACUUGGUUUCCAGUCUUUAUGUUUCCCGGGCUGGACUUUGGAUGAUUAAAAUACGGGUAUAUUUUUUGAGAAA